Drosophila grimshawi is the source of this 4197-nucleotide messenger RNA. Its product is annotated as cGMP-specific 3',5'-cyclic phosphodiesterase. Gene Ontology annotation, biological process: signal transduction. The transcript is spliced from 12 exons. Gene Ontology annotation, molecular function: protein binding; 3',5'-cyclic-nucleotide phosphodiesterase activity. The record is from RefSeq and is a predicted model, not a curated record. The coding region runs from base 350 to 3760 and encodes 1136 amino acids. NCBI's taxonomy places the organism in Eukaryota, Metazoa, Arthropoda, Insecta, Diptera, Drosophilidae.
GUAGCAGCAGUUGUAGCUGCCACAGUGGCACCAGCAGCAACAGUAGCAGGAGCAGUAACAGUGGCAAGAGAAGGAGCGGUAGCUAUAGCUGUAACUGCAGCUGUAGCAGAAGCCGUAGGAGUUUCUGGAGCAGCAAAAGCAGUGUCAGCAGCAGGAGUAGCAUCAGGAGUAGUAGAAAUAGCUAUAGUAGGACCAAUUUAAAUAGGAGUAGCAGCAGUUGUUCCCGCAGCAGUAGCAAAGUAGCCGCAGUAGCAGCAGCAAUAAGUUUGCCAGACAUUUGCGAUGCUUGCAAAGAUCUCGCGAAACGUGGCUAAAACAUAUAUCCAAGUACACUGAGCGAAAAAAAAGCAUGACCGAUGUGUCAGCCGCAACAGACGGCGCCGGCGAAAUACCAAAUACUGAGGCGCCACUUGGGCCGGCGACCUUAACAACAACGACAACAACAGGAGCUGCUCCAACAGGAGCAGCAGCAACAGAAGCAGCAGCAACAGGAGCGGCAGCAACAGCAGUUUUAGCAAUGUCGUCAACAAAACCACUAACCAAUGGUGCCAACAAGAUCCCACAAACGGCAACAGUAGCUGCAACAACAACAGCAACAGCUGCAACAGUAGCUGCAACAACAGCAGCAACCACAAGCAAUCAAGCCAAAUUGGAGCGUCACUUGCCGAGUAACAACAAUCAACAUGCAGUCGCAGAAAUGUUGCCACGGGUCUCCUCCACGGAGACGACGCCAUCUGCGGCAACCUGCGCUUCGAGUCCCGUGGCAAGUUCCAGUGCCAGUUGCAGCAAGUCCGAUGUGGACGAGGUCGCUCGCCUGUUCGAGGAGAAGCCCGAGGCCUUUGAGAAAUGGCUAACGGAACGUGCACCGCCAGAGGCGCUGAGUCGCCUCCACGACUACAUUGAGAGCCGCAAGACGUUGCACAAGCGUCCCUCUGUCACAUCCGAUUUGUUUCAACAGUGGAUGGCCACGCCCACCCUGCAACAGAAGUCACCGCGCCGACUGUCCAAUUCAUCGGUGCAGGCACUGCCAGAGGGUCGACGGCAUUUAAUGGAUUUGGAUGAGGGUGAUCUGUUCAUGGAGCUGAUACGGGAUGUGGCCAAUGAGCUGGACAUCGAUGUGCUCUGCCACAAGAUAUUGGUCAACGUUGGUCUGCUAACCCAUGCGGAUCGCGGUUCCCUCUUCCUUGCCAAGGGCACGCCCAACAACAAGUAUCUGGUGGCCAAACUGUUUGACGUCACACAAAAGACAGCACUCAAGGAUGCGGUGACUCGUGCACGAGCCGAGGAGAUAAUCAUACCGUUUGGCAUUGGCAUCGCUGGCAUGGUUGCCCAGACAAAGGAGAUGAUUAACAUCAAGGAGGCGUACCAGGAUGUGCGCUUCAAUUGUGAAAUCGAUCAGAAGACGGGCUACAAAACGAACGCCAUACUCUGCAUGCCCAUUUGCAAUUACGAAGGCGACAUCAUUGGCGUCGCACAAAUCAUCAAUAAGACCAAUGGUUGCAUGGAGUUCGAUGAGCACGAUGUGGAAAUCUUUCGCAGAUAUUUGACAUUCUGUGGCAUUGGCAUACAGAAUGCUCAGCUCUUUGAAAUGUCCGUCCAGGAAUAUAGACGCAAUCAAAUCCUUUUGAAUCUGGCGCGCAGCAUUUUCGAGGAGCAAAACAAUCUCGAGUGUCUCGUCACCAAAAUCAUGACAGAGGCACGCGAGCUGCUCAAAUGUGAACGCUGCUCGGUGUUCCUUGUGGAUCUCGACUGCUGUGAGGAGAGCCAUUUGGAGAAGAUAAUUGAGAAGCCCCAUCAGCAGGAGCAGCGCACCAUGCGCGCCAUUAAAGGCGGCGAUAGUUUCGAGGAGCAGCAAAAGAUGCGAAAUCGUUUCACCGUCCUCUUCGAGCUGGGCGGUGAAUAUCAGGCGGCGAAUGUCUCCCGGCCCUCGAUCAAUGAACUGAGCCACUCGACACUGGCGCAAAUCGCCCAAUUUGUGUCCACCACCGGGCAGACGGUGAACAUCUGCGAUGUCCACGAGUGGGUGAGGGAUCACAAUCAGAUACGGGAUAGCGAAAUCGAUAGCACCCAUGCCAUACUCUGUAUGCCGAUUGUGAAUGCCCAGAAGACGGUGAUUGGCGUAGCUCAGCUAAUCAACAAGGCGAACGGUUUACCCUUCUCCGAAUCGGAUGUGUCGAUAUUCGAGGCAUUUGCCAUAUUCUGUGGCCUGGGCAUCCACAACACGCAGAUGUACGAGAACGCCUGCAAGCUGAUGGCCAAGCAGAAGGUGGCGCUGGAGUGUCUCAGCUACCAUGCGACGGCUAGCCAGGAUCAAACAGAGAAACUCACCCAGGAUCCCAUUGCCGAGGCCGAGUCCUAUAACUUGUACAGCUUCACCUUUACGGAUUUUGAUCUGGUUGACGAUGACACUUGUCGUGCUGUGCUGCGCAUGUUUAUGCAAUGCAAUCUGGUCUCACAAUUUCAUAUACCCUACGAUGUUCUCUGUCGCUGGGUGUUGAGUGUGCGGAAGAAUUAUCGACCCGUCAAAUAUCAUAAUUGGCGGCAUGCUUUGAAUGUGGCUCAAACCAUGUUUGCCAUGUUGAAGACGGGCAAAAUGGAACGGUUUAUGACAGAUCUGGAGAUAUUGGGUCUGUUGGUGGCCUGUUUAUGCCACGAUCUGGAUCAUCGCGGCACCAACAAUGCCUUCCAGACCAAAACUGAAUCACCUCUAGCUAUUUUAUACACAACCAGCACCAUGGAGCAUCAUCACUUCGAUCAGUGUGUCAUGAUUCUGAACUCUGAGGGCAACAACAUAUUCCAGGCACUUUCGCCCGAAGAUUAUCGAUGUGUAAUGAAGACUGUUGAGAGCGCUAUACUUUCCACCGAUUUGGCAAUGUAUUUUAAGAAGCGCAACGCUUUUCUCGAACUAGUCGAAAACGGCGAGUUCGACUGGCAGGGCGAGGAGAAAAAGGAUUUGCUUUGUGGCAUGAUGAUGACAGCGUGCGAUGUGAGCGCCAUAGCAAAACCGUGGGAAGUACAACAUCGUGUUGCCAAACUUGUUGCCGAUGAGUUCUUCGAUCAGGGCGAUCUCGAGAAGCUGCAACUGAACACACAGCCAGUGGCCAUGAUGGAUAGGGAACGCAAGGAUGAGCUGCCCAAAAUGCAGGUGGGUUUCAUCGAUGUGAUCUGCUUGCCGCUCUACCGCGUGCUGUGUGACACCUUCCCGUGGAUAACGCCGCUGUACGAGGGCACGCUGGAGAAUCGACGCAAUUGGCAGGAUUUGGCGGAGAAAGUGGAGAUGGGUCUGACAUGGAUAGAUCACGAUACGAUUGAUAAGCCGGUGGAGGAGUUUGCCGGCUGUGCGGAUGAGGAGAUCAAAGACAUUGAGUUCACGGUGACAACGCUCAAUUGCAAUCAGCAAUCGCAGUCGCAGUCGCAAUCGCAGUCGCAGUCACAGCAUGGCGGCGACGAUAUCCAUACGCCGGAACAUCAGCGGAGCAGUGGCUCCAGAUUAAGCAUCAAGAAGACAGGCGCAUUGGGCAAAGUGGUGCGUUCCAAGCUAUCGAAGACGCUGUACAACAGCAUGGAUGGCUCCAAGCCGAAGACAUCGCUCAAACUGCUCGAAUCGCAUGUCAGCGAGGAUAUGGACGACAAGAGUCCGACAAGUCCAUCCCAGCCGCAUUCGGGCAGUGUGGGUCGCAUGUCUGCUUCCUCGUCCACAUCCUCGGCGGGCACCGUUGACAAGACCAAGAAACGUUCCAAGCUCUGCGCUCUCUUAUGACGAAAGCCAUCCAAUUAGAAUUUGGUGACCCCCUCCACAUCUGCUGCGGCCGGCAGUGAGACUGACAAAGCCCCAGCAGGAGGGGGGCUGACCGAUUUCUAAUUCUACACCCCACAAACCACAAACGAAACCGAAUCCGAAACCAAAACCCAAACCGGGCUGGACAGUGUGCUUAGCAACGGAAUGCCAGCCAAACAAUCCUACAAUCCUGUAACAAAAAAACAAAGAAAAAGAACUUGAACUAACUAACUAAUGCUGUAACUAGUCUACACCCGGACAAAAGAAAAAUCGGUCUGAAUUUUAGAAAUUCGUCUUACUUUACGCGCCAAGCAUGACUAACUUUGUUAUUCAAAAAGUAUAUUUCCAUAAACCAAGGUUUUUCUUUGAUUAUUUUCGGGCUGCAUUUUUCCAAAACUUAUCAAAAGUUGAUCUAAUUU